ACAACAGAUUUUAAUAGUUGAGAGAAUCAGAGCAGAACUGGACCACACCACUGGAGUAGAGUAGAGUAGAGACAAAUUUCAAAGUCAAGAUUCAAGAUUAGGCGGAGACUUCUGUCGUUUCGAUUUUUCAAAACCCAAAAUCACCAAAGUUUCAAUUGAUUGAGGAACAACAACAAGAAGAAGAAACAAUGGCAGAGACCAAGUUGGUACACUCCCCAUUAAUCACUUAUGCAUCAAUGCUCACUCUCCUAUCUUUCACACCCCCUUUUGUAAUUCUCAUGUGGUAUACAAAUGUACACGCUGAUGGGUCUAUCUUGAAAACAUUCAAUCACCUAAGGGAAAAUGGCUUGCAAGGAUUAAUCGAUAUUUGGCCAAAACCUACUGCAAUUGCUGGGAAGCUAAUCAUUUGUUAUGCUCUAUUUGAGGCUGCACUACAACUUCUAUUGCCUGGUAAAAGGGUCGAAGGCCCAAUAUCUCCAACUGGACAUAGGCCUGUCUAUAAGGCUAACGGCAUGGCAGCAUAUGCAGUGACACUGAUCACAUAUAUCAGUCUCUGGUGGUUUGGAAUAUUCAAUCCUGCAAUUGUUUAUGACCAUCUGGGCGAGAUUUUGUCUACACUUAUUUUUGGGAGCUUAGUCUUCUGUGUUUUAUUGUACAUUAAAGGUCAUGUUGCACCAUCUUCCACUGAUUCCGGUUCAUCAGGGAACAUAAUAGUUGAUUUCUACUGGGGGAUGGAGCUAUAUCCUCGUAUUGGCAAACACUUCGAUAUUAAAGUCUUCACAAAUUGCAGAUUCGGCAUGAUGUCUUGGGCAGUUCUUGCUGUCACUUAUUGCAUAAAGCAGCAUGAAGAAUACGGACGUGUAUCUGAUUCCAUGCUAGUAAAUACUAUAUUGAUGUUGGUGUAUGUCACAAAGUUUUUUUGGUGGGAAGCUGGCUACUGGAACACAAUGGAUAUUGCACAUGACAGAGCUGGUUUUUAUAUAUGUUGGGGAUGCUUGGUAUGGGUUCCAAGCAUAUAUACUUCUCCUGGAAUGUACCUUGUUAAACAGCCUGUGAAUCUGGGGCUUCAGCUUUCCCUUUAUAUACUAGUAGCUGGUCUUCUCUGCAUAUAUAUCAACUAUGAUUGUGAUAGGCAGAGGCAAGAGUUUCGCAGAACAAAUGGAAAAUGCACUGUCUGGGGAAAGACUCCGUCUAAGAUAGUCGCCGCAUACACUACUACCUCUGGUGAGAAAAAAACCAGCCUUCUGCUGACAUCAGGAUGGUGGGGCUUAGCUCGCCACUUCCACUAUGUUCCAGAAAUAUUAGCGGCGUUUUUCUGGAGUGUACCAGCUCUUUUCAACCACUUCAUUCCCUACUUCUACGUCAUCUUUCUAAUCAUCCUCCUUCUUGAUCGAGCCAAAAGGGAUGACGACCGAUGCAAGGCAAAGUAUGGCAAGUACUGGAAAUUGUAUUGUGAAAAGGUUCCUUACAGAGUUGUACCUGGAAUUUACUAGUGAUUUUUGGGCUGCUAAGAAUGUUUACCUUCUAACAAAAAAAUUUGAUGUGUUUUUGUAGGCUCUUGAUGUUGGUGUUUGUAUGUAUUACUUAUUAUAAACAUGUUUUUAUAAAAAUAUUUAAGAUGUGGGUUGAGCAUUA
Molecule: messenger RNA, 1635 nt
Organism: Solanum dulcamara
Lineage: Eukaryota; Viridiplantae; Streptophyta; Magnoliopsida; Solanales; Solanaceae
Product: 7-dehydrocholesterol reductase
Exons: 13
Coding region: 189-1493 (434 amino acids)
Biological process (GO): sterol biosynthetic process; brassinosteroid biosynthetic process
Cellular component (GO): endoplasmic reticulum membrane
Molecular function (GO): oxidoreductase activity, acting on the CH-CH group of donors, NAD or NADP as acceptor
Source: RefSeq, a predicted model, not a curated record